Molecule: messenger RNA, 1131 nt
Organism: Papilio xuthus (Asian swallowtail)
Lineage: Eukaryota; Metazoa; Arthropoda; Insecta; Lepidoptera; Papilionidae
Gene: Mtnr
Product: melatonin receptor-like
Exons: 4
Coding region: 1-1083 (360 amino acids)
Biological process (GO): G protein-coupled receptor signaling pathway
Cellular component (GO): membrane
Molecular function (GO): G protein-coupled receptor activity
Source: RefSeq, a predicted model, not a curated record
AUGUCAGGAAACAAUACGACACUCUUGGCUACUGCGAUGGUCAACGACACCAUGGCUGCUUUUAACCGCACUUAUUCACCGUUAGCGCUGAACCAAGAGUGGCCUAAAUUAGUACGCUUGAUAGUCGUGCUGAUCCUUUCCAUCUUUGGCACCAUCAUGAAUGGAUUUUUCAUUUGCUCCUUUUUUGUGGAGAAAAAUUUGAAGCGGAAAGGUAAUGUGUUCCUGGCCUUGGUGGGUUCUUCUGACUUAAUAAUAUGCCUAGUCGUCAUGCCGGCUUGCGCGGCAACCCUAUUAUCGGACCAAUUGGACAACCCAGAUGUCUGCCACGCUGUACAGUUCGUAACUGAGGCAGCGGCCUACUCAUUUACAUUCUUUUUUUUGAUAACAGCGAUUGAGCAAUAUUGCCAAAUGGUUUGUUCAGAAGAGUCCACUAAAAAGUUCGUGAACCUGGCCGUCAAUCUCGGGAUAUUCCUGGUGUAUGGCAUCAGUUUCGGAUUUGCCGCUUACGGAGUGUAUGAAGAACUCGAUUACGACUACUGUCAGCGACUGCAUUACGGUAGUUUUAAUUAUAGAUCAUACACCUUAAUCUUUUUGCAUGUUGUACCAUGCGUUAUAACCAUGUCUGUAUUGCUAGUAGCAACACUUCAUGUGAAACAACACGGCUCUGAAGAAAUUUCUUACCGAAGGUCAGAAAGGUACGACGACGAUUAUUGCCGAUCUAUUUUAAAUAUGUUGACAUUCUCCCUAUACGUGAUUGUGUGGCUACCCUAUUUGAUAAUUCUUUAUCGGCAGCCUGAUACGACCGACCAAAAGUUUUACCGGUACGCUUGGUUAGGAAUUAGCAGAUCCGUUUUCACCAGCAUCUUUUAUAGCACUCUGAGUAAAGAUUUUCAGCGUGCUUACAGUUUCCUCUGCAAUUACUGUUUCUGCAAAACCACUGUCACAACCUCUGACUAUUCGAAUAACAGAAGGGCUAGGCGUGCGGCUAUUGCCGAAGCAGGUCUUAAUGCCCCUAUCGAAAGAUGCCCCGCUCAAGAGCCACGCCCCCCGCGAACACCUUCGCCUGAGGCUAUAGAAUUAUGAGUGUCUGCCCCGCACCGACAAACACGCCAAUCUGUCAGGUGCAACUCU